CCAGACAAGUCUACAAGUCGACGUGGCAAUCUGGAAUACUGAGCCUCGAUCAAUAAAGUCAAAUGAGCCGCAGAGCAUCUCUUCUCCCCUUGACUUGUCUUAGUCAUUCGAUAUGACCACUCACAAUGUAGGAACCGGAGGCAGCCCAUGCCCCAGUGAUCCAGAAAGCACUGCACGUAGUACAUCAUUUCAGCCUUGGCAUAGCUGCUGGGCAACGAUUGACUGAGAACGUUAACGGCCGGCACCUUGCCAACGCAAGCGAACAAGUCUUCUGGACAAGUCCACAUGGUUUAAGGUCCAAUAUAUUUUCCGAUCAGACUGACUGUCACAAUCAAUUGCUGCAAGCACCCUUUCAGUCGGCGUCGGAGGCUCGCCAAGCUCCAUGGACUCCGAGGUUCCGACUCCGACUUUAUCACAUCACCAUCUGGAACGAAUGAGAUUGGAAGGGUGAUCUGCCGACGCGGAUGCACACACACAGCUAGCACGAGGCUUUCCGCUUUCUGACCUCAGCGAGACCCAUCAUGUGCUAGAUUGCACUGCGCUGAUGAUGACAAGACAAGACGAGACGAGACAAGAACAAUCCAUGUUCAUGACGAGUCUUUGGGUGGCUUGAUCAAUACAAAGACCCACUCCUUGAUUGCAUCUUUGUUUUCUGCCAUUGAUCAGGGUCCGUGGUCAACGAUGGUGGCUGAUACUUGAAGAAAACGUCACCAUCAGAAACGGUUCCCAGACGGUGUCACUUGGCUUCCUCCACAGCCUGGGCAUUCUGACUGAACGGAGAGACUCUUUGUUCUGAUGGCAGCGUCAUGACUGUGGCACAGUGACAUGCGCCUGGAAGACUGCCUAGAUUCGAUUAUGGGGACAGACUAAACCAAUCAGACCAGAGCGGGAAUCUAGGUUGGUGAGUCCGCGUGCCCAGCAACCAGCCGCGGUUGUAGGUUGUAAGAUACCUGUGACUCUGACGAUCGCUGGCUCAAUCUAACGUGGCAUUUAACUGUUGAUUUGUUAAAUUGAACAGCUCAUGUCCAUGUGUUAACAGUAACAUAAGGUACAUACAAGGUUGCAAUUAGGCGUCGAGAAAGCCUGUCUCCUGCUUGCCGUUGAAACAUGGAAGCGACCCGGGGAUAUCCUCAAGGGGACACUUCCGCUGAGGUCAUAAUCAAUUUGCGCACGCGAGGAAAUUUCCUGAAGCUCAUACUUGCCUGUGUCUUGUUGUGAGCUUUGUCAUUCAUGCACCGGCUGCUCCGCCAAGGGAGCAAGGCUUUAACUAUUUGCAAACCCCUUAAUAAACAAAAGCCAGCCCAAUACUUCAUGUGUCGAUAAUCAAUCAGCGAGUUGAGCAAAAAAUUCAUUCAUGCUCCUUUCUGAAAAAUAUGUUGCUCCACUGCAAAGUUUCACAGGCCGCAAACCGAGAUGGAUGAUGAACAACGAACCAUUGAGAAGCAAUAUCCAAAACAAGGAUCAGCUCUCUCUUUUGGCGCUAACAAGGAGCUGGGGCCACUGCAUCUUUUUUCGUCGCAUUCAGAUGUGGAAGCGAAAAAGUGAUGUGCGUUCAGCAGGUACUCGCGACCAAUGUACCUUCUCCAAUUCCGCUGCUUCCUCUCCAUGGAAGAUGCUUACCAUCCGUGGCUGUCCAUGGAGGCUUUCGAUGCAGCCAGGAAGGAAUAAUCCAACCCAUGCUUACUCACACCUGUCUAUCAUUGACAACUUCCAUAUGCUGCUGCCUUAAUGCUCCAGAGCUCCUCAUGUUGUGAUACAAGCACCAACUUAACACAGAUUACCUUACGCUGGAAGACACGGAUACUUCUACUGUUUUAGAUGAUCAAGGUUGCAAGUCUGAAUGCUAAUAAUAUUCGAGCUGCGGCAACAGCGUGCGCUAACUCACGUUAGCGUUAAGCCAUUGACUAUCGCCAACCUCUGGACUGUGAGCACGAGAUAUGUUGCUGUAUAGUUGCCAAAGUCAUCUAAGCAGCCAACUGAUAUUAAUUGUCGGUCCAAAAGACCUGAGUCCAUUCCGGACUGGAGUAGACGUACUCGUGAUUUCGUUGUUCGACAGCCUCCGAUUACCAAUUUUAGACUCAGCCCUGCUGUUGACGAAACUCUUGAUGGCUCUCCGUGUAACGGUUCAAGUGUUCACAGCUUCAAGCGCUUCGAGUCAAGGGUCAGCUUCAGAUACCUAGUCCAUUUCACAGGCCAUAGGCGCGCGCAGCCCAUCCCGUCACUCAGGAGACAUACACGCGACAAGGGUCAUAGUAACCCCACGAAACACCUACACUUUUCCCUUGUCAUUUUGCUGCAUCUCGACGUUCACUCGGAUGUAGCGGAAGAUAGCUUCUCGUUGAGGGUUUACACAAAGGAAACCGUUUGAGCUUUUCUGGCCAUUGAGCGAAUCAACAGCCAAUUAGACCUAUUUAGCGCGGCAAGCCUCAUCGUCAUGACGGUGACGUCCUGCUAGAGGGGAAAAAGAAAAAGGUUAUGAACUGAACUCAUACUCGUUCAAGAGCUAUAUUCGCUCCGACUCCGACGCGGAGUUUUCGAUGUGCAGUGCGACACUAAGAAAUAAAUAAAAAAUCCAACGGAGACUCUUAACGGUCGUUCGGGUCUUAUUUGUCAACGCGUGAGGCGCGCGCCCCGAGGUGAGACGAGGCGCGAGGGCAUAAUCCGAGGAAAUUGAACGUGCAUAUAGCGUGGAUCCUCCGCUCGGGACGGAAGAGAAUAAGCAGAACGAGCAGUGGAGGCUCAGGGUCUGAGAGAGAUUGGGAGGGUCUCAACGAACAGGGAUACGAAACCCAUCCAGUCCCUUGGAUAGAACAGGUUGGUUGCUGUCUUGUCGCAGCGCAUGAUCUUGCUGAUAAACAACCUGAUCAGUAUAUUGCCAUUUCAUUGCAAUCUCUUUAACACGUUGUCGAUUCAGCCGCCCGUGCACGGAUUCAACUUGAUUGAAACACCCAUGCCACAGCUGCAAAAGCCAAGGUCGAAUUGAGGCGGACUGGCCCAAGUUCAGGAGAUCGCCAAGGGUCCCCUACCUGCGCACGAGACACCGUCACUUGCGAUACGCUAGUCAAUUGGGAAUAUGAUGGGAUGAGUUAGGUAGUUUCAACUUUCAACCCAAUCUCAAAGGCUUGUUCUAAGCUCAUCUACUUUGGUCUUCUUGCUGAUGCUUGAAUGUCUGACCAGAAGCGAGAGGAUGUGCGGUACGUGUCUGAUUGGGAAACGCUGGUCCAGACCGCAUUGUCUGAACACAGGUAUGAUGACUACUGAAUACCGUUGCAUGCCUCUCACCCUACCUACAGGACAUGAAAGACCAACGCGGUAUGCAAGCACACGCCAACAGAAACUAAUGCCCAAUCAGAAAUGCAUCAUGGUUGAUUCUUCCUGGACAAACAGUGAUGACUGCUACUCUAGCUCCAGAUCCAUGCCCUCGUGAGCGACAACUCCAAGGUAUAUAUCAUGGAUCAGGUAUCAUGAUGCCAAUAAAAGCCUGGUUUGGAAGCCCAAUGCAGAGGCGGUCAAUGCGACGACAUCCGAGCGAGCCGCCAUAAUAGGUAGCAUGGGAUCGAGGAUACUGUCAACCCAAUUGUCACCAUCCUCUCUUGCGUACUGUACUUGGGCUGAAGCCUAAGUGAGACAAAGUACAAUUAACAACUUACUAAACGAAAUUUUCGUUCUUGAGCCCCAAAAAUCGAUCAUGGCGGCCGAUUACCUUGGUUCCCACAGCGGGUUCAAUCUUUGCGAAGUCCGCCGUGGUCCCACCUAAUUCAGGUCCAUCGAACUUUGCUUUCCGUGUUUGGUUUAUUGACUCGGCCGAUUUCUUGAGAAUUUUUCUUUUUUUUUUAAUCACUCACUAAUUUGGGGCAAUGUCCGUUCAGAAGUCGGGUCUCGGCCCAUUGACGGAUAAGAAAAAGGAAGGAAAUUUUGACAAAUUUCUCAGUCACGGACCCGCGGUCGGUAGUUUUCGGCCGGCGUUUGCAGUCGGGGUCCAGGAGAAUACCGACCGAUAUUGGUAUGGGACGAUUAUCGAUACAACGAACGAAUGCGUAUUUGCCGGUCGGUCUCCUGAUAUGAUUGAUCACUGCAUCAAGAUCCCGUUGUCCGAAUCUUUCCAAGUGCCCGUGUGCGGUUCCUUCAAGCUUUAGCUCGCUUCAACUUUAUCAGACCAUACUUUCUAUCGUUGCACUCUGAAGGUCUCGUGCAAUGCACGUGGUUAAUGGUUAUCCCCGGCUUUCUGCUGCGUGACAUACACCUUGUCUGUAUUUCUGCCAUUAAGUGGCAGGUUCCGUGAUGCAUCAUGUCGUCUUCAACGUUUUGUAACACUUUGGUGUUCGAAAGAUCCAUGUAGCAAAUGGUGCGAGGACAGGAAGUGAGACAUAGCAUUCCUCAGUGAUCGGUUUGACUCGAGUUUGCCAGAUUCGAGCAAAACUCCUUGUUGUUACAUAUACUAUUGUUCAAGGACGCUAUCCCAGGGUUACUUGAGAUGUCUUACACAUUAGUAGCCAAUUACUUUGAUAUUCUUUGGCCGAAUGACCUCGUUCGUGAUCUCUAGCCCCCACAUCUGAAUGGCAGCCAGAGACCGCAACCAGCGACGAUCGGCUCUUAUCAUCACUACAUGGACUGGUCUACGCUGUCAACUCAACCUGGACAUCAGCUCAGUACCCUGUCUAGCCUAUGAGGCUGGCGGUGAGAGACAUAUACAGUGUCUACUCUGUAUUACUAGGCAGUCUAUGCCUUAGAUGUUGGCGUAGAUCUGGAGCUACAACUUAUACGCAUGAUCCUACAGCUCUUUCAGGCAUCAGAUCGACUGCCCAAUUAUGCAUUGUGAUACUGGCAUCGACUUCAGUGACAAGUACACUCGACUCUCGUAUUGUCUAUCAUUCCGCAUGCAUUAUAUUUGUUGACAGUCCUUCCUUUCAUCUCUU
Molecule: messenger RNA, 4916 nt
Organism: Fusarium odoratissimum NRRL 54006
Lineage: Eukaryota; Fungi; Ascomycota; Sordariomycetes; Hypocreales; Nectriaceae
Exons: 2
Coding region: 1355-1729 (124 amino acids)
Source: RefSeq, a predicted model, not a curated record